AUGAAACUUUUCGGACUUUUUGCUGGUCUCGCUGCAGCUCAAGAUUUUCGCGUGCUCAAUGGAGCGGCUGAAGAUUUGGACAAGAUCAUUCGUUCGUCUUCUGGCAACUUCAAAGAGAUCUUUGAAAAAGUCGCGAACUACGAUUUCGAGCGACCAAGAGAAUGCCACAGCGAGAAAAUGACGAUCGAGGAAGGCGUUGCCUGCGUCCAACAGGGCUUCAGCCAGAUUCUAGAGUUUGCAUCAGAGACUUUCGCGGAGACCUCGGAAAACUUGGUAAAAGACGGAGCCUACGACCGUGUGGUCGAGCGAGCAUCGGCAUUGACGGAACAAAUGAAAAAGAGCCUGGAAGAAGCCGGAUUUAAUCUUGAAAAGGACCUCGAAAAUAGAGACGAGAAUAUCACAGAAAAAGAUGUUGAAGAAUAUUUCGAAAAUUUCCAAAAAAUCAUGAAAGAAGCAUUUCCUUCCUUCGGAAAACGAAAUUAA
Oikopleura dioica is the source of this 483-nucleotide messenger RNA. Lineage: Eukaryota; Metazoa; Chordata; Appendicularia; Copelata; Oikopleuridae. The record is from the annotation of a GenBank genome assembly.